Messenger RNA from Manduca sexta (tobacco hornworm), 3280 nucleotides. RefSeq names its product F-box/LRR-repeat protein 14 (gene Ppa). Gene Ontology annotation, molecular function: protein binding. NCBI's taxonomy places the organism in Eukaryota, Metazoa, Arthropoda, Insecta, Lepidoptera, Sphingidae. The record is from RefSeq and is a predicted model, not a curated record. The coding region runs from base 256 to 1590 and encodes 444 amino acids. The transcript has a single exon. Gene Ontology annotation, biological process: SCF-dependent proteasomal ubiquitin-dependent protein catabolic process. Gene Ontology annotation, cellular component: SCF ubiquitin ligase complex.
CGAAUCGAUACGACGCGCGUCACGUGCCGCCGACCGCGACCAAUAGCCGCGCUCGGGCGGCCGCGGGGAGGGCGGCGGGGGGUUCGCGGGGUGCGCUCGGCGGGCAGCGGGGAGGGCGGCCACUCUCCGCCGACCGCCAGUGCACGAGGAGCAGUCGCGCGGGACGCUUGUUCGCCGCGCCCGCUCCACAACACGAGUUUCACCGAAAACCGGUCCGAUGCAUCGUGACAUGUUAUAGUGUGCAGUGCGGUCGCUAUGAGUGCGUGGACGGAGGAAGUGUUGUCCUGGCGGGACGAGCGGCUGGGGCUCACCGAGCUGCCUGCGAGUACCACGAGGAGAAAACAACGCAGUGCGCCUUACAGACUACACCGGCCGCAUUUGCCUUCCGCUCACGUGUCCGAGCCCCCGCCGGAGCCUCUGGGAACUCACAUCUCAAGACUGUAUCCGGAGCUAUUGGCGCUGAUAUUUGAGCGAUUGCCGGUGCGCGACCGAGGUCGGGCCGCUCAGGUGUGUCGCGCGUGGAGGGACGCAGCUGAUCGCCGCUCGGUGUGGCGCGGAGUCGAGGCCGCUCUGCACCUCAGGAGGCCGGCCCCGGUGCUGUUCGCUUCACUGGCCAGGCGGGGUGUGAGGAAACUACAAGUUCUGUCUUUGCGGAGAGGACUGAGGGACGCCGUCGCCGCUCUACCUGGCUUAGAGUCGCUGUCCCUGAGCGGAUGCUACAGCGUGACGGACGCGGCUUUGGCCAGUGCUUUCGCUGCAGAGUUGCCGGCCCUCAGGAGACUCGAUCUGUCUUUAUGUAAACAGGUGACAGAUUCUUCACUAGGUAGAAUAGCGCAAUCGUUAAAGAACUUAGAAGAGUUGGAGCUGGGCGGAUGCUGCAAUAUAACCGACACUGGUCUGUUGCUCAUAGCUUGGGGACUAAGAAAGUUACGCAGGUUAAACUUAAGGUCGUGUUGGCACGUCAAUGACGCUGGUAUUGCACACUUGUGCGGUGGCGGCGAGGCGCGCGGCACGCCCGACCUCGAGCACCUGGGCCUGCAAGACUGCCAGAGGCUGACGGAUGAAGCUUUGAAGCACGCCGCCACGGGAUUGCCCAAACUGAAGUCCAUCAACCUGUCUUUCUGCGUGGCGGUGACUGAUGCCGGCUUACGGCAUUUGGCGCGCCUGGCUCACCUGGAGGACAUCAACCUGCGCGCCUGUGAUGGAGUCUCGGACGCGGGUGUGGCGCACCUGGCCGAGAGUGGGCGGCUGCGGGCGCUGGACGUGUCGUUCUGCGACAAGGUGGGCGACGAGGCGCUGUCACAUGCGACGCUAGGCCUGUCCGGGCUGCGGUCGCUGUCGCUGAGUGCGUGCCGGCUCACGGAUGAGGGCCUGGAGCGUGUCGCGAGGCUGUCGCAGCUCGAGACGCUCAACAUCGGUCAGUGCACACGCGUCACCGACCGCGGGCUCAGGGCGCUCGCUGAGGGGCUGCGCAACCUCAAGGCGAUAGACUUGUACGGGUGUACGUGUAUUACGCCGCAAGGCUUGGACCACAUCGUGAAGUUGCCGCGGCUCAGUGUGCUUAACCUCGGCCUGUGGCAUGUACGGUGACCACACACGCGCUAGUCUGUGUCUGUGCGUGCCGCGAGCCGCGUCUGUGUGAGUGCUAGGCGCUAGCGAGCAGUGAGCGCGCCGCCCGGCCCGCGGCCCGCCGCCCGCGCCGCUCGCCGCCGCGCCGAGCCGAGACGGCCGUGUUCACUGAACGAGCGCCAAGGUUGUAUACUAUGGACAUUAUAAAGGAAUUAACCAAUUUUAAGAUAUUAACUAUCGAAUUAUACGUUAGGACACGGGGUUGCUUUCUUUGGAGCGUUACGUUUAUUUGGCCAGUUGUAUGUUUUGUAUGAAGUCUGUUUUAUAUUCCGUGAUACGUUGUUUGUGUAUUGUUUGUUUGAAGAAAGUUACCCCAACGCCUAGUCGCCUGGUUGAGUCAGAUCUUUUCGAAUUGUCUUUUGUAUUAUUUUUGUACUAUUGUUGUGUAGAUGUUCAGUUGUUUCCGUCGGUUCGCGAACGUUUGAAAAGAUCUGCUCAACAGAAACGCUCCAUUAGUUAGGUAGAUAUUUAGUCAUUCUUCAAAUUAAUUGUUGUUUUUAAUUCGACCUUGCAGCGACCGUGUUAAGGGUAUAUCCAAUGUCUUAAAGGUUAGGUUUUGUAUAAUUGUUUUUGUAACGGAACACCUGAUUGGGAGAUAUGCGAAUGUAAACACAUCUGUUGAUGCGCACACGAAUAACAAACAGAUAGUAUUAAAAACACGCUUGUUUUUAAAACAUCGGAUCCCUACGAUCCGUAUCGUGAUAGAAUAACAUGAAAGUAAAAUUACCGUAUUGAUUUAUAUGAAUAAAUAAAGGCGAUGAGGAGACGUUGAUUUACUAAGAUCAUUCGUCAUGUCAGUUGGAUUCGUUUGAAAAUUAGAAGUAACGUUAAGUUUAGUAUGAAACUACUUGUAUUUUCGUCUUCCCAUUAUAUUAACACGGUUUUAAAACCAGUUUUUUUUUAUUAUAAGCGAUGGCAAAAGGGAACGGAUGGACAGCCAUGUAAGCGUCAAACAUAACAAAUUAUUUAAAUUUCAACAAUGUAGUUCAAACUAUGUCAACUGGAAUAGAACUAAUGGCGUUCUUAUUUUAAAAAAGCUGUUCUAUAAAUUGAGUAGAAAUUAUUUUCUUUUUAAUUGGCAUAAUAAGCCAGUGCACCUAAUCAAAUAAACAUUUCCAUAGACGAACGUUUGCUCAAAAUGGCCGAAAGAGUAUAUGCAAAACAAAACUUCUUGCUAACUUUUAUUCAUUGUAUACAUCUGGAAUGUUUAGUUUACAAUUUGUUUUUCUACGAAAUGUAAAGGUGUGUGCACAUGUUGCAGCUGUAAGUCCCUUUCCGGCGAUGGCAAACGAAGUCAGCCUUAAAUACAAGUAAAACCGGAUAAAGACCAAAUGUAUGAAUUACAAAGUAAACAAUAUGGAAUGUCUUCCUGUCUACUUAUAUGUUGAUUUGAGGCUGACCUUACUUAUAUGAGUAAUGUUUAAGCCGUAAGCCGUGUUCGCAAAUCUCCCAAUAGUCCAAGAUCUCGGUUAUACGUAAUUUUUUGAUAUUAGAAUUAGGUUUAUUGUUUUUAUACAUUUUUAUCGUCGCUUAAGGUCGAAUUGAGAACUAAAACGUUGUAUACUUCAUGGAUACGUUGUUUUUUGUACAAAAACGAUUGUAAUAUAGAAGGAAAAUGUAUUAAAAAUCAUCGUUUAAGUUACAAAUUAAA